Messenger RNA from Diachasma alloeum, 1356 nucleotides. RefSeq names its product bifunctional methylenetetrahydrofolate dehydrogenase/cyclohydrolase, mitochondrial (gene Nmdmc). The coding region runs from base 364 to 1341 and encodes 325 amino acids. The record is from RefSeq and is a predicted model, not a curated record. Gene Ontology annotation, biological process: tetrahydrofolate interconversion. Gene Ontology annotation, cellular component: mitochondrion. Gene Ontology annotation, molecular function: methylenetetrahydrofolate dehydrogenase (NADP+) activity; methylenetetrahydrofolate dehydrogenase (NAD+) activity; methenyltetrahydrofolate cyclohydrolase activity. The transcript has 3 exons. NCBI's taxonomy places the organism in Eukaryota, Metazoa, Arthropoda, Insecta, Hymenoptera, Braconidae.
GACUCUUAUAAACAGAUGAAAAAUUUGCCAUAAACAGAGAUUUCGUCAGUUGCAUAAAGUCGACCUCCCACGACCGAUAACGUAUCAGGUUGAGGAGAAAAAUGAGAGCACGAAUGAUUUAGAAAGUUCAAUCACCGCGUUUGCUCCGGAUGAAACAAGUUCCGAACGCUCUUAAAAAAACUUCAAUUUCUUUUGCCCAUUUUUUUGUAAUCCAGCGAGUACCCGUGCGGUGUCAGACACACGCAUCAAGUAACAAUCGAUAGCUCGGUAUAUGCACCCGCAGUUUCGUCUAGUGCAUUGACACCGCGUGUCUCAUUAAUUUCUGCCAGAAAUUUUGAUGUUAUUUUUACUGAAAAAGAGAGAAUGAUUGUUCUGAAAAUUUGGAGGGCUUGUGCAUCGCAGUCAUCCCGAAAAAUUCACACAACAACAUCUCAAUGCGAGGCGGUGGUCAUCAGCGGCAAACAAAUAGCAAAGGAUAUAAAGGAUGAAUUGAAGACAAUCGUCGACUCCUGGGUGGCGUCAGGACGCAAAAUCCCCCGACUCUCCGCGAUACUCGUGGGCAAUGACCCGGCGAGUGAAGUUUACAUCGGGCGAAAAGUGAAAGCGGCAAAUUCUAUUGGAAUUCGCGCUGAGACAAUUCUUCUGAAUGCCGAUAUCAAGGAGGAGGAGUUGAUACGAAAGAUAAAAAGUCUCAAUGAGGAUCCGGAUGUCGAUGGGGUUCUCGUCCAACUGCCACUGCCCGGGGGAUUGAACGAGAAAAUCGCCUGCGAAACGGUUUGUCCGAGCAAAGAUGUGGAUGGAUUUCAUUCCGAGAAUUUGGGACUUUUGAGCACUGAUAGCGAGGGAUUUGUGCCCGCUACGGCUCUAGCUGUCAGGGAACUGAUACUGAGGUCAGGGGUGAAAACCUUGGGACGUAAUGCCGUUGUCAUUGGACGCUCUAAGCACGUGGGACUGCCCACGGCACUUUUGCUUCAUGCUAAUGGAAAAGGUGACACUAGAGCUCUUGACAUGACGACAACAAUUUGUCACAUUCACACACCUCGAGCUGAGCUGAUAAAAUUUGCUAGCUUAGCGGAUGUAUUGGUGUCAGCAACAGGCGUCCCCGGCCUCGUCACCAAGGAGAUGGUGAAGCCAGGAGCUUGCGUCAUUGACGUGGGAAUUACUAGGGUGAAUACUCCGGAUGGGAAGACGAAAAUCGUUGGAGAUGUUGAUUACGAGGAAGUGAGGAAAAUCGCUGGGUUCAUCACACCCGUCCCCGGGGGUGUGGGACCCAUGACUGUUGCCAUGUUAAUGAAGAAUACUCUGUGGGCUGCGGAGAAGAAUCUUAAGAAUAAAAAAUAAUUUUUCACAGCUGUA